GUCGAACACGACUUCAUCACAUGCGCGCGGCCGACAUCCGGCCACGUUAAAAUAGCUUGUUUUGCGGGAGAUCGUCGGGGUGCCGCCGGGAAAAAAGUGGAAAGCGGCCGCGCGGCUCUUGCCCGAAUUUUUCCGAGUCCUACGAGAUCUUAGAUGCGCGCGGAUCAGUGACGCGGGGUGUAGCUGGCGGUAGCCGCGUGAGUGUCGUCGACGAAUAAACAAACAACAAACGAGAAUGGAUUGCUGGUCGGCCUGGCUGCUGCUUGUCUCGCUGCUCGGCGCACUCCUGCUCACGGGUGGCGUCGAGCUAACCUUCGAGCUGGCCGACAAUGCAAAGGAGUGCUUUUACCAGGAGAUCGAGAAGAACGUCUCGUCUACGUUGGAGUUUCAGGUGGUUACAGGAGGCCAGUAUGAUGUAGAUGUAAGUUUAGAAGCUCCCAAUAAGGAGAUUAUCUAUAGCCAAGUAAAAACACAAUUUGAUUCGCACUCCUUUAUACCAACCAUGUCAGGAGUGUAUAAGGCUUGCUUUAGCAAUGAAUUUUCUACAUACUCGCACAAACUUGUGUAUAUGGAUUUUCAAGUUGGCGACGAACUGCCGCUUCCUGGUCUUGGAGAACAUGUUACAGUCAUGACUCAGAUGGAGUCUUCCGCGCAGGAAGUGCACAAGAAUCUAAUUAGUAUCCUGGAUUAUCAAACACAUCAUCGUCUGCGCGAAGCUCAGGGUCGCAAACGUGCGGAAGAACUUAAUGAGCGAGUGCUCUGGUGGUCGGUAAUGGAGACUGUUUGCAUCCUCUGCAUCGCCGUGGGACAGGUUUUUAUCCUAAAAAAUUUCUUCACGGAUCGAAGCCCUUCUCAAAGUUAUUAGUGUGAUAGCAAAGUAACAGAAAGGAAAAACUCGUUCGCGACCGAGGUACCACGAUCACCGAUCGAAUCGUCCUCGUGACGAUGUUUUUUCAUCUCAGCGAUCAAAGUGCCAUCGUAAUGCCCGCCGGUAAUGUCACACCUGUACAUUUCCUCGUUGGAACUUUCUGCUUUGAAUAGUCUGACAAUCGAGAAAGGAUCGCUGAGAGGAUACCGCGAUUACGAAAUCCAAAGAGUCGGUGAAAAAGCGAGGUGAUCCAGAUCCUUGUAUACACCACGAACGUAUCGCGUUCGUAGCUAUUAAUUUAUACCGAGGCUGAGAACAUUUUUAACACGGGUGCUGAUAGGACUCGGAGCGAUCAAAAGGGAACAAGUGCAAGCAAUAGAAUUCUUACACCUUCCCCUCCCUCUCGAUGGACACUCAAGUUGUACUUAUACUGGCAUGGGAACAGUAUAAUGGACAUUGAAAGGGAUAUGAACAUUAUGUUUUUACUUACUGUGAAUGUGUAACAUAAUAAAUUAAAAAGAUACUUGUGUGUAUAUUAUGUUUACUCGUAUCGUCGAGCGAUCUGAUUAAUUCCCGUCUCUCAUUACUUGCCGCGCCUUCCAUUAUUUAUCUUGGACGUCAGUUGAGAUAGAAAUUACUUAAAUAAAUGCAGUUGAUUAU
Messenger RNA from Pogonomyrmex barbatus (red harvester ant), 1528 nucleotides. RefSeq names its product transmembrane emp24 domain-containing protein 7. NCBI's taxonomy places the organism in Eukaryota, Metazoa, Arthropoda, Insecta, Hymenoptera, Formicidae. The record is from RefSeq and is a predicted model, not a curated record.